GUCGUCGUCGUCCCCGUCCCCGCCGUCCAUAGCCCUUCUCGCUCGUCGCCCACAGCAGCUAGCUCACAGAUGGCAACAGUAUCCCCCACAACGGCUGCGCCACCAAAGACUUCAAGAGCCGGCGGUCUGUUCAAGCGAAAGAGCAAGAAGGGAAAACUGCCCCCGACUUCGUCCUCAACCUCAGACCCGAACACCAACGGCCAGUCCGACAACAAGCCAGAGCAGCCUCCCCUCCCCACGCCAGCAGCAACAGCAGCAGUAACGACCACCAAGGACAGCGCAGCCACCGUCCCACCACCGUCGUCGACGUCCGACUCCGCCGCCGUCCCUGCUGCUCCCGGGGUCGUCGACGCCGUCGGCCAAAGCUCUCAGCAGUCAGGGCAGGACCCUGUACAGUCCCCACAGGUCUCUUCUGCCCCAUCCACCGACGCUCCUGAGCCAGCCUCAGCAACGCCCGCGGCAGCCCCCCAGCCCACCGAGUCGGCACCCGCGCCCGUCACCGUACCUCUCGUCCCCUCCGAACAGGCACCGGCGGCAGACGAUGCAGAUAGCAGGGAAAAGGAAAAGGACAAAGGUUCCCUCUCCACCACACUCACUGGCACCCAAACUCACACACGCAACUCUCGCCGCAAAGGCGCCCAGUCUCCCUCAGAUGGCGCACACUCCUCCUCCACCGAGCCGCACCCAUCAGCCACCCGUGCCGCACCCACCAAGAAAUCCACCGCCUCAAACAGCCGUUCCCGUCCCUCGUUCUUCUCCAAACUCAUUCAUGUCCUCGUUCCCUGCGUUCCCUCCCGUCACCCAGACGCUAUGGAUCUCGAUCCCUCUCCUGCUGAACCCGACUCUUCCGCCGCGCUUAACGAAAAGCAGCCACAGGGCGACGAAACGAAACCCUCCCAGACGCAGGAGGUCUCUGCUUCAAAAGAUGCUGCUGCUAAUGAAUCCGCCCCUCAGCCGUCGUCCUCUGCUGCAACGCCUGUCGCCCUUCCUCCGCUCGACGUCUCAGCGCCCCCGGCUGCCGCCGAUAAGGACGUCAUCCUUCCACCUACCCCGCGCACACUUCCCGAGGCCGAGACUCACGGUAUCACCUCUGGCGCAGUGCAAGCACCAGGCUCCACCGGUGAGGAACCCGCUCGUGCGCAAACCCAACACGACUCGUCCGGAGAUGAGAGCGAAGGUACCAGUUUCACGGAGGACGAUGACGUCGAGGAGGGCCCUCUGAUGGAUGAAGUCGAGGACGACGAGGAGAGGCUGAUCCUCAACGGCGGUGCAGGUAUCCCCAUAGGACCGGACGGCGUGCCACGACCUCUCUUGCCGCCUCUUUUCCCCCAACACGCGGGGCGAAAAUGCUUGGUGCUCGAUCUCGACGAGACACUAGUCCACAGUAGCUUCAAAUCAAUACAACAAGCCGACUACGUGGUCCCAGUCGAGAUCGAGUAUAAUUGGCAUAAUGUGUACGUGAUCAAGCGCCCCGGUGUCGACAACUUCCUGAAGAAGAUGGGCGAGAUCUACGAGAUUGUCGUCUUUACGGCGAGUUUGAGCAAGUAUGCGGACCCGGUGCUGGACAAGUUGGACAUCCAUCGAGUGGUGACCCACAGGCUGUUCCGAGAGAGCUGCUACAACCACAGAGGCAACUAUGUCAAGGACCUAUCGCAGCUAGGACGGCCCAUAGCGGACACCAUCAUCCUGGACAACUCCCCCGCAUCGUAUAUCUUCCACCCAAACAACGCUGUCCCUGUCUCGUCGUGGUUUAAUGACCCUCAUGACACGGAGCUCACUGAUCUCUGUCCAUUCCUUACGGACCUGGCUACUGUGGAUGAUGUUCGGGGAGUCUUGGACGGGGGACUAUAAUCUCAUCAUUAUCUUCUGCCUGCCCUAAUUCUCUUCUUCCUCUCCCAUCCACAACUACCUUAACUCGAUCUCGGGGGUCGCAACUCACACAUCUCUCUUCCCCUCCCUCGCUUUCUCCCUCUCCUCUCUCUCUCUCCUCUCUUAUAUCCUGCCUCGGUUCAAUGGUACAUACAGUCAGUCAGCUCUAUACCCCUGCAAUCCAAGUCAGUCACGUCCAAAUCUUUCCGUUUUUCGUCUCGCCCUCGCCGGUCCCGACGCACUCUCCUCCUCUCGUCUCGCAGUUUUCACCCCUCGUACCCCUUUUCGCACGUUGUUUUGUCCUUCUGUCGAUCUAUUUUUGUCGCACCUAUCGACCGAGAACCUGGUAGCUCCAGACCAGAUUACCCAACCCACACACUCCUUUCUCUAUUCUUUUUACUUCCCUUCUUCUCCUUCUCCUUCUGCUCCCUCGUUAUCAGUCCACGCGCCCCCAGUCGUGUUUGUCCUCGUCCUCGUUUUUAUUAUUUUCUUUGUGUCCCGUCAUCGUCGCGUAUUUUGUGAUUUAUGAGCAUCGGUCUUUUUAUCCCCCGCUCUCGGUCGCCUCUCGCCC
Messenger RNA from Stereum hirsutum FP-91666 SS1, 2440 nucleotides. Its product is annotated as NIF-domain-containing protein. NCBI's taxonomy places the organism in Eukaryota, Fungi, Basidiomycota, Agaricomycetes, Russulales, Stereaceae. Gene Ontology annotation, molecular function: phosphoprotein phosphatase activity. Gene Ontology annotation, cellular component: plasma membrane. The record is from RefSeq and is a predicted model, not a curated record. The transcript is spliced from 5 exons. The coding region runs from base 70 to 1851 and encodes 593 amino acids.